This is a messenger RNA of Penicillium expansum, 774 nucleotides long. RefSeq names its product chitin deacetylase. The record is from RefSeq and is a predicted model, not a curated record. NCBI's taxonomy places the organism in Eukaryota, Fungi, Ascomycota, Eurotiomycetes, Eurotiales, Aspergillaceae. The coding region runs from base 1 to 774 and encodes 257 amino acids. The transcript has 3 exons. Gene Ontology annotation, molecular function: hydrolase activity, acting on carbon-nitrogen (but not peptide) bonds. Gene Ontology annotation, biological process: carbohydrate metabolic process.
AUGCAUUUCCUCGCCCCCUUAAUUCCAUUCCUUCUUUCGGCUACAACCCUAUCCCAAGCCGCUCCCACAGGGAACAGUAUCAAAACCGAUACCACCAACAUCACCCAGAUCAACGCCUCCAAAUUACCCGUCGGAGCCAUAAUCACCCACUGUACCACUCCAGGCACAAUCGCCCUUACUUUUGAUGAUGGCCCGUACAUCUACACCCCCCAGAUACUAGAUACACUCGCCGAACAUGGCGUAAGAGCAACCUUCUUCCUCAACGGCCAUAACAGAGGAAACAUCGAUACCUCCCCCGAGAUAGUUCAGCGUGCAUGGAUGGAAGGACACCAGCUGGGGUCUCAUACAUGGAAUCACCCAUCCCUCGACACCCUGCCAUACGAAGAAAUCGUGCACCAAAUGACAAUCCUCGAAGAAGCCUUCCUGCGCAUCCUAGGCUUCUUCCCGACCUACAUGCGCCCCCCGUUCCUCAGACAUACGCCCGUCGUUCUCGGCGCCAUGACUGAUCUGGGAUACCAUGUCAUUGGGGCGAGUGUUGACACGAAGGACUUUGAGAAUGAUAAUCCUGAUACAAACUGGAUUAGUUUUGAGAAGUUCAAGAGGGAGGUUGAUGCCGGUGGGACGAUUGUGUUGGCGCAUGAUGCACAUCAGUAUACCGUCGAGAUUUUAGUCGAUAAUAUGCUUGCGGAUGUUGAGAGGAGGGGGUUGAGAGCUGUUACUGUUGGCGAGUGUCUUGGUGAUCCGCCUGAGUAUUGGUACCGUGCUGGGAGGUAG